CUUCUCCAUAUAUAUACCAACAACAAUCAUCAAGCUGCAUUCCGAGUGAAGUUUCAAGAUUGCAAAAUAAGUUGUAUUUGGUAGAUGAAAACCCUACGAAUUCUGCAGGGAUCUUCUGGCCCAAAUCUAUUUAUUGUGCUGGUCACUCUGAACAAGGUGUCUAUAAAUAACUAUUUCGGACAUGGCUACAAAGAAGUCUCCCGUCCUGGUCAGUGCUAUUGACCAAGGAUCAAGUGGAACCAAGUUCUGUGUUUUUGAUAACGUGUCAGGAGAGACUUUAGCCUCCCACAGCAUUGAGACAAAGAGAAUAGAGCCACUGGAAGGAUGGACAGAAAUGGAUCCUGUUUAUCUGAUGGAUUCUGUUUGGAAAUGCUUUGAUGUAGUUGCUCAAAAACUGAAGGAAAAGAAUCUAGACGUACAACAAAUUAAAUGUCUGGGAAUAACCAACCAGAUGCUGACUAUUAUCUCUUGGUGCAGAAAGACAGGAAAAUUAUUCCACAACGCAAUUGAAUGGUGCGACAUUCGUACACGUGAAGACAAUGAAAAAGAAUUGGAUAGACUACCUGGGAGAAAUAAGGACCAUUUUAGAAAAACUACAGGACUCCCCUUGAGUUCAUUGUUUUUAAACACAAAAAUUCCUUGGAUAAUUAAAAAUGUCCCUGGUGUUAAAGAAGCCAUAGAUGAAGGAACGUGUAUGUUUGGCACGGUCAACACAUGGAUUUUAUGGAAUUUGACUGGGGGUGUAAAUGGGGGAGUGUAUUUAACAGACAUUUCCAAUGGACAAAUUACAGGCCUGUGUAAUCUGGAGACCUGUGACUGGGAUCCGGAAAUCUGCAGAUAUUUUGGAAUUCCUCAUGAUGUAUUUGCUGAGAUUAGGAGUACCUCGGAAAUAUACGGCUAUAUAAAACAUGGACCAUUAGCGGGAAUUCCAAUUUCUGGGAUGAUUGGUGAUCAAAUGGCGGGAACCGUUGGACAUCUGUGUUUCAAUAAAGGUCAAUCUAAAUGCACAUAUGGGACGGCAGGAUGCUUAAAUAUAAACACGGGCACUGAGGCUGUGUAUUCCAGCUGUGGAAUGAUGACCUCUCCACUUUAUCAACUUGGAAAGUCAGCCCCAAUACUUUUUAACCUUUGGGGCGCCAUUGAAGGAUGUGGACAGUUAAUGCGAUGGUUAAGAGACAAUCUACAAAUCGUCAAAUCCGCCCAAGAGAUCGAAACUUUAGCGGCUUCAGUAGAAUCGUCACAUGACUGCUUUUUUGUUCCCGCCUUCGGGGGUCUUCUUUGUCCCUACUGGGAGGAUGACGCCAGAGGAACAAUAGUAGGAAUGACAGGGUACACACAGAAGGAACACAUCUGUAGAGCGGCUCUGGAAUCUGUGGCCUUCAUGGUGAAAGACAUUUUGGACGGUGUGGAAGUAGAUACAGGUUUACAAAUACCUGAGCUAAAAGUAGAUGGUGGAGUGACAGUAAACAAUCUUCUGAUGCAAAUCCAAGCCAAUUUUAUCAAUGAAACAGUAGUACGGUCUUCCUUGGUUGAGGCAACGGCAUUUGGGGCUGCUUUAAUGGCAGGGGCCGCCGAAGGGAUAGAAAUUUUCCCUUUAUCUCCUGAUAGAUUGAAGCUCGAUGUUUCUUUUCCAAUUCACGAAACUACUUUUUCGCCUUCAAUGGCUGAUGACGAACGCACAAGACUUUGUAAACGAUGGACAAAAGCGAUUGAAAAAGCCAAACACUGGGUGUCUGACUGAUUAGUAAUUUCAUCCGAUGUUUUAAGCUGGACAUGACAAACAAGUUCAAAUAUUAAGGGUUUCUUGCUUUUUAUUAACCACAGAUCAGUGAAGUUUAUUUCCAUCGUGAAACAUUCAAAUGAGGCAAUUUGUCAGGAGUAAUGUAUUUGAUAUUUGCUGUAAUUAAUAAAAUCGGUGACAACAAUUAAAAGUCAAGCAAUAGGAAAAAUACUUGUUUUUUAGAGAAUGACUCGUUCUCGGUGAAAUGAAGAGUUGUAGAAAGGAUUUCCUUAAAGAACAGUUUGUACAACGUUUAUUUAGUUUGUUUGUAUUGUCAGCGUCAUCAAAUACAGAUUAUUCAAUUA
Molecule: messenger RNA, 2085 nt
Organism: Saccostrea echinata
Lineage: Eukaryota; Metazoa; Mollusca; Bivalvia; Ostreida; Ostreidae
Product: glycerol kinase-like
Exons: 18
Coding region: 182-1741 (519 amino acids)
Biological process (GO): glycerol metabolic process; glycerol-3-phosphate biosynthetic process; triglyceride metabolic process
Cellular component (GO): mitochondrion
Molecular function (GO): glycerol kinase activity
Source: RefSeq, a predicted model, not a curated record